AUGUCUAUUCGAAAGCAGAACAAGGUCAACUACUUUAGAUUAAAGUGGUCUGAACAAAAGGAGACCUUUAAGCUUCACGAUCAACACUCGACACAUCAUGCCAAACCAUUGUCAUCACAACCAGUCGAGGAGAACCUGACACUGACUGUGUUUGUUCAAUUGUUGGUGUCGAAGCGACCAGGUGACAAUGACAAGGGUUUGCGAUCAAUGAGCAAAUUGAUCAGAGACGAGAAGGAGAAUCCAGACAAUGUCAGUUGUCCAACAAACUUUCAGAAUCCAGUACUGGCGCCACUAUUCCAAUAUCUAAAGCAGUCGCCUCAGUGUAUCGAGUUGUUCAACUUGUGGGCAUUGUACACUGAUAAGCCCGACCUCUAUGUCGAUGUCUUUAGUCAUCUGCUAGAAUUGAUUGCAAUGGUCAUCGUGAUCAAUGAUGACCCGACACUGGCACGAGUCAACAAACAUAUUACCGAGACCAUAACAGAGAAGAAUCUGGCCAGUCUAGUGUCGACCGUCAUGGCCUACGAGACCAAUGGCAACAUAUCCCUGUCGAUCAACACAUUCCGUGUGCUGUCAGCACUCGUACAGUACUCUGUUAGGUUGGCCAAACUCAUCCAGUCCAAGUUCCCAUUCAAUGCGCCGGCCUUUGAACAGUCAUUGAGUGACAUGUCGGCAUUGGGUGCCUACCACGGCACAAGACCAUUCGUCAUCCGUUUCAUCUUGGCAUUCUUUAAGCAUCAGAACUACAAGUUGACAACAUCCAUCGUGGCCAGCCGCAACAUAUUGAAUCUAAUAUUCAACAAACUCAACUAUGACCAUCAUUAUGUCGUGUUGGACGUGAUUGAGGCAAUGGACAAGCAUGUACUCAAGCCCAACUUGAUGUCAAGACAUGACCGACUUAAACUGUUCACUGGACAGUUCCUCACAAGAGUGACCAUCGCCUUUGCCAAAGAGGACAUGCCAGAUGAUGUACGCGAUGCCAUCGCCACAUUCCUCACCAUCCUCUGCACGUCGUCCACACAUGGCAUGGCCCCAUCGGACCCCCGCUGGCAUUGGUUCCGCGACGACCAGGACGUUUGCAACGAGUCAACAUUGAUAUUCAACGUGCUGUCAAGUCUUGAGCCACACAAGUUCCAACAACAUCAUGCACUGUUCAUCAAGAUCAUCAACUCGUGUCCAGACCUGUUCUUUAAAUUUGACCUGGUGCACCCAUCACUCAACAUGCUCUGGUUCAACAGGAGUGCGAUGUUUGUCAAGAUCCUGAUGACCACUGUUCCGCGCCAGCCACGCAGUGGCACGUUGCUACUUGGUGGCAUCCCGUCGUCGCCGCUCACACUCAUCUCGAUGCUCAUCCCGCCACACAUGUCCAACUUCAACUUUGGUUUCGAUCUCUCGCCAUUCGUCACGUACAAUCAAUCAUUGAUCUAUCUACUAUGUCUACGUCGUGUCAACUCUGUUAUUGCAGAGAUGACUCAAAUGGCCGACUCAACGACGACGACCACAGCAACAGAGUCCUACACUGGCGCAGAGUUGGAAUCAUUCAUUGGAGACCUCAAGCAGGGUAUCAAAGAGCGUAUGUUGCCAUUGUUAUACUUUAAGGACAAUGCCAAGCAGUUCAAGGUUACACCAUUGGUCUAUGCACAGUACAUCUCGAUAUUGGCCGAGUACACCAAGUUCUUUGGAGUCAACGAGUUCCUUCCCAUUCGUCUCUUUGAUCUUGACAUGAUCCAACAAUCCGAUGCCCUCGUCCAAAAGCAUUUCAUCCACAUCCUCUCCACAUCCAAGACCUUCCAACGUCCAUCCCAGAUAUUCACCAAUCUAACAGAGAACAAUGAGUCAAUAUUCACAUUGGUACUCAGAUUAUAUUUGAGAUGUAGACAGAGUGCGUUGAGAUCAAUGUACCAUCAGUUGUUGUACAAGUUGUUGUCGAUCAAUAACUUCUUUGCUGGCGUGGAUCAUGAGAUUGAUUGUUGGAUUGAGAAUGUGGACUGCGCACAAUCAUUGCCAUUCUUUGUCAAUGUAUUGCACGAGAUCAACAACAACAAGUUCAACUAUUUAGAUAUAUGCCAACGUGUUGCACAUUGUCUAAAUGGUGGUGGAUCAAACGACUCUUUGGUAUCACCAGUAUUGAUGGCUGCUAUAUCAUUGUACCUGUCCAUGUCAACGAUUGAUGAUCAGGUAUCAUCAUACCUGGCCAAGGUCUUGGUGUCUAUUGGAUCAAACUCGAGCAGUGCACAGACAAUCAUGGCGUUGAUUCAUCUCCUCCAUCAAAAGAAGACCAUUGGAUCAGAGUUCUCGGUACUCGACACGCUGAGACAGUCGCCCACCAAGGCCCAGUUGUUGAAGCAACCAAAGGACUUCAAACUUGGCAACACAAUUAUGGACAACGUAUACCAAUUCCUCGUUAUCCAGGCGAGAGAUGGCGACCAACAUAUCACCCAGGACGAUAAAUCAGUGAUCAAUCAAUCUGGCAUCUUGGUGGACAAUGUCAAUGUGCAAUGGAAGCAUUUGAGCGAGAAGGACACAAUCAACAUACUCAAACAUACACCAAUCAUUCAGAUACUCUCACAUCUGUCAGUGUCGAGCACAAAGGAUGUUGGAGCAUUGUUUGAUAGAUGUGCCGCACGAAUGAUCAUUGCCAACAAUAUUGAGCAACUUCCACCUCGUCGCAUGGUCUCGAUCAUACCAUUGAUGACACAACUGGUAGCUCAACAUAUUGGAUCAGAGACGAUAUCUCAGUUCCACUUUGAUCUGAUAUCAAUCAUGUUUGAUACAUUGAUCUCGACCAAGUCUGCCAAGGCCAUCAAGCUUGCCGACGACCUACUUCAGAGCGCUGUCAUUAGCAAGAGAUGGGCGUCGGCGCCCGUCACCCAGCUGCUCAUGCAGUUGCUGAUGAGCAAUGACGAGCACUGCUUCAACGUUGCAAGACAGCCAGCCAGCGCCAUCAUCACACAGUUUAUCCAAGAUCUAAAGUCGUCCAAGCACACCGAAGUCGUGCCCGACUCUUUCAAGGCCAUUCAAUCAAUCAUACCAUUCGUGGACUUUGAGACCUGUCUUGACAUCAUGCUCCAUGUGUCGGCCAGCACUCAGAAGUCGCCACAGCUUCACAAACUCUUUGUCCUCAUGCUGCACACCCUGUCCCAGUUCAGUGACUUUAGGUCGUGCCAGCCAUUGGUCGAGACAUUGUCACGCUAUCAACUUGAUGUCGUCAUCCCAGAACAGUUACUGAUGUUGACCAACAACACUCAAUCCAGUCAGCACAGAGUGCACUCGACAACUUACAACAAUGAUCAAUCAGUGGCAACACAAAGAGUUGGACUGUACAAGUUAUUGCGAGAUACUAUGAAGAUCAACGUUGAUGCUAUUGUUGGUGCUGCCACUCUUGACAAUGCCAUACUACAUCUACUACUGUCAUCUUUGGCCAAUCCAUCAGUGUACCAUCAUGCCACACUUGUUAGCAUCAUGUGCGAGAACAACUUUGCCAGUCUCACCGCAGCACUCACUCAACGACCAACCGACGCGAGAUUGAUGAUGGCAUCCAUCGUCCUGCUAAAUCUUGAUACAGUGCAAGCUCAAAGAUUGAUCGAACACAUUGCCGAACAACAACAAACACUCAAGGCCAUGCUCUCCAGCAACAGCAAACAGUGCUCAACUACCAACAUCAUAUCUUCACUCUAUUGUCUGUUUAGACAGUUCAUGAACAGUCCAUGUGCUGGCAUGACAGAGUCGAUCAAGGUCAUUGCCAAGUCAAUAAGUGUAGACUUGUUUGAUUUGUACAAAAGACAUGACAUCCUGGCCUCAUCAUCAUCGACGACGACGCACAGCAACAGCAAACAGUUUAUCCGAAUGGCCAUCCAACUUGUUCAGUUCCUCUUUAAGCAACUGGAUCAUCAAUCGAUUGAUGUUGGAUCACUGUCCUCCCCUCUUCAGAUUGUGUUGACCCCCCAGAUAGACUCUCGAGUUGGUCAAGCAGCCAAGCUCUACAUCAACAACCUCAAGCAAUGUCUCAAGGACAUAGAAUCGCCACUAGUCGACACUCUCUACACAGAGCUGUUUCCAACGUAUUCUCCACACAUUUCAAACGGUGACUGUCUGGACAUUGUAAAGUUGUCACUAAAGACACCAGACACUACCAACCUCGCACUAUUGGUCAAGAUGAUGGAGCUCAGAUCCAAGGAUGAUGUCAAGGACAUUGGUAACCUCAUCCACUCAACACUCCUUGGUACUGGUAGUAAGAUGACCGUCCAUGUCUGGAGCGUACUGAAGGACUCUGCCAAGAGGGACUCAAUCAAACGGUACCUGAUGGUGAGAAUACUCUACAAGGUCUACUUGAUGAACACUGAUCUUUGCGACAAUGGACAACAUUUGGAUCAUAUAUUCGAAGCGUAUGGUGCCACAACUCAUCCAGUCGACUGUCUACUGUACCGCAUCAUCUAUUUGCAUCAGGUUGCCAAUCCCGACUUGACCGAGUCACGCAUUGGUCGUUGGGGAUCAAACUACUCUGACAACAUGAGCUUCAACAACAUGUUGAUUACCAACACAUUGUUCAAUGACAAGCUGUUGGAAGCCAGUGUGCAACGCUUCCCAAUGGAAGCCAAGGCCGACAUGACCCAGGAGCUGCCCCUCCUCAACCUGGACAUCUAUACUCAGAGUUUGACCACACAGACCUUCAAGUACGACCCGGCCUUCCUCCUGCGUCUGUUCAAGUCGUUGUUGGCCACUGCCAGCGAAGACUCGCUCAAUCGUGGAGCAUUCUACACCAAUGGUCCAUUGGCAUUCACUCUGUCGGCACUCUCGUCACAGGAUAAACCGAUCAGAAAGCUUGCACACAAUGUGUUGGAGCGAUUCACUCUGUUGCUUGACCAAUGGAAGACUGCAAGUCGUACAGCCAAGGACCAGCUUCGUGUUCUAAAGGUCAUCAAGCAUAGUCUAAAGUCCAAGGAUCAACAUGUACCUCCACUCUACACAAUGUUCUUGGUCAGGACCAUACCAUUGUUCUCCAAAGAUGCAUCCAUUCAUCCAGUUCUCCGUUUUGAGAUAUUGACCUACUUCCAGAAUAUCCAAAAGAUGGACUUUGGUUCAAUCCCAUUCAUUAGCAACCUUGCAGAGUUCACCAAGAGCAAGUUCAUUUAUUGGAUAUUGGAUACAAUCAAUCAAUCAUUGCCAGAUAGCUCGAGCGAAUAUAUUAUCAAGAAGAAAUUGAAGUUGGCAGAUUUGUUAUCAUUCUUUGAUAGCCAAACGACAAAGACAAAGAUGAAGUUAAAGAUUAUCGAUCUGUUGACAUCUUUGGCAAAGUCUGGUGCAAUGAUAUUGGUCAACAAUGGAUUGUUGCCAUGGAUGACAAACAUCAUCUCCAACGGCAGUAUCUCCAAGCAGGUGUUCCAGUCCAUCCUAUCAUUGCUUCAAGUCACCCUUGAGAACAUCCCAUCCUACUGCAAGGACUUCUCUGAGGCCACAUCCAUCUGUUUCUACCUCUUGGACUAUAUUCUGUCCAUCGAUUGGGUCAAGAAUAGCAAUGAGUUUAUGGACAUUAUCAUGUCGAGUACAGAGAUUGGUGGCCAAGUUGGAAUCAGUGCCACAAGCCAACACUGA
Acytostelium subglobosum LB1 is the source of this 5589-nucleotide messenger RNA. RefSeq lists its product as hypothetical. The coding region runs from base 1 to 5589 and encodes 1862 amino acids. Gene Ontology annotation, cellular component: nucleolus. NCBI's taxonomy places the organism in Eukaryota, Evosea, Eumycetozoa, Acytosteliales, Acytosteliaceae. Gene Ontology annotation, biological process: maturation of LSU-rRNA from tricistronic rRNA transcript (SSU-rRNA, 5.8S rRNA, LSU-rRNA); maturation of 5.8S rRNA from tricistronic rRNA transcript (SSU-rRNA, 5.8S rRNA, LSU-rRNA). The transcript is spliced from 7 exons. The record is from RefSeq and is a predicted model, not a curated record.